Cylindrotheca closterium is the source of this 1584-nucleotide messenger RNA. Lineage: Eukaryota; Bacillariophyta; Bacillariophyceae; Bacillariales; Bacillariaceae. The record is from the annotation of a GenBank genome assembly.
AUGCCCUCCACUCAUAUUCGGCCCAAGAUUCGCAAAACAAAUGCCAAAGCGACUAAAAGCACCAGCACAAAACCACCCCCAGCAAAUGACGAUGAUUCGGUAGAUGCCCUGGAACGCAAAAUGGGAUCGUGGAUUGGCCUUUCCUCAGAGGAUGACAAAGCUACCAGUUCAUCGAUUGAGCCAGAUGUUGAAUCAACUACAUCUACAAUUACAACAUCAAAAGCAGCCACGACAAUUGUCUCCACUUCUUCGUCAGAACCUGCAGCAGUACCGCCUGACGCAACCCAAACACAAACGAUACAAGCAACAUCAUCCACGACGAAACCAUUGGGCAUACUGAAGAAACCAAAAUAUUCCUCCACCGGGACAACAGAUUCCCAAUCGCAAGUCACCAAAGGCGACAAAACGAAUAAUCUUCGGAAUAAUAAGAAAGCAGCAACCGGAGUAGUCUGCGAACCGUUUGUGGUGGAACGAGAUCCCUUUCAGAAACCCCCAAUGCGCAAGACCCGUCCCAAGGACAAUACGGCAAAUUAUGCUACCAUUGAGGGAUAUGAACCAUCCCAAAGUACUCCUCAGUCAGCAGUAUCCUUUGCACCAGGCGAUGGUGCCAGCACAGACCAGGAGAUGCAAGGAAAGGGUAGUACGCAACCAAUUGAAACGUCAUCACCAGCAAAUACUACUACAAAUGCUGAGGAGGAAGAGAUGGAAGAACCAAUUGUCUUGUCGUCCUUAGAGGAACUCUUUGAAGCUGCCGGCAAUGAACUGCCUGCUGAUCGCACCAAAGUGACUCCUGAUGCCAAGCUGGUCGAGGCCGAUUUGGCCUUUUCCGUCAUGACCCAAGAACAAUAUGGCGAAAAAGUGACGGAAAUGAAACGCGAGCUAGCCCAAGAACAACAGGACAUGUACCGUAUGUUUAUGGGAAACGAAGAUGUGUUUGAUGAUGGUGACAGUACUAGUGGUAGGGAAGAAAGCGACGAGGAUUCCGAAGGAGAAGAAGAGUUCGCGAAUUUUCUCAUGGAACAAGAAAUGGGGGAUGCGGACGGUGACGAUUAUUAUCAAGAUGACGACGAAGAGGGCAACGCUAAUAAUGCGCAUACAUCCACGCCUCGCGCCUUUGCACUGAUAUGGGGUGCUCUUGCGCGGUGGUGGACCCCGGAAGCAGUCGAAUGGAUGGCCCGAUUGGAACGACCAUCAUCGACCGAGACCCCACUCUAUGGCAACAAUUGGUCCCCCCAAGUAGACCGCAGCGACAUUGGAGCCUCCCGGUGCGCCGGAUUAAUGGCCAUGGUCAAAAUGUACUUGCCAUCGAGCAUGCACGAACUGGGGUUCCAGCAAGAAUUGCAACGGACGGCCGAGAGUCGGAUUGCCGAUUGGUUGCGAACCUUUGACUAUUCGUCCGAGGCCCCCAAGUUGCCCGUCAAAAUGUGGAAGGCAAUUAGUUGCAUGUUGUUGGACAUGGUCUUGGUGGAGAGUCGUAAGACGGUAGUAGAGAAACUACCGCCGUCGGUCGCCGCCGUGGGCAUGUCCUUGGAGGAGUACAAGUACCUAACUCGAUCGGCAGUACAGGCCUUUCAACCACCAUAG